AAGCGUCCAGCUGCGUCUGGCUAUGCGAGGAUUGCCCAAGCAGAAGAGGAAGAAGAUGAGCUGAUACACUCCGACAAUGAAGACCCAUUCAACGACUCUGCGUACACAAUUUCCUCGCCGACUGCUCAGUAUGCGCCCAUACAGCCUAAUCGUCACCGCCACUCCAUGCGCAUGCCUGACGGCUCGGGACUGCCCAGGCCAGGCAGAGCUAGACGCGCCAACAGCGCUGUAGACAUCAAGGCGAUCAACGCGAGAUUGGAGAAAUGGGCAGACGAGAUCAAAGAGCGAUUCAAAAGACGGAAGGUGAAGGGGAAGACUUCGUACGAGGAGCAAUUAGAGAUUCAUCAUUCAGUAUUCCAAGCGCCAGACUGGAUCCGACCUGCGACCAGGGACACUUUAGACGAGGACUUCAACGACGAUAGUGGAGUCGAGCGAAUGUCCAAACUGGAAUUCGACGAUCUUGUGGAGUCUGUGCGGACUGCUAUUGAACUUGGCCUGCAUCCGAAGCUUAUCUCACAAGGCAGCAGUGGCUCCUACUUUGCGCGAAAUAGCGGAGGCAAGGUCGUAGGCGUGUUCAAACCAAAGGACGAAGAGCCUUAUGCGAGCAAGAAUCCAAAGUGGACCAAAGUAACUAUGCUGAUUCCCAACUUGAGUUACGUAUCUGAAGCUGCUGCAUAUGUGCUGGACUGUCAGCUGAGGACGAAUUUGGUGCCCUACACAGAUGUCGUGGGAUUGAGUAGCAAGAGCUUUCACUACGAUUGGAUGGAUCGGAGGGCAUAUUACAGGAAACGAAAGGCAUUUCCAGAAAAGCUAGGCUCAUUUCAGGUAUUCCUGAAAGGUUACAAAGGAGCGACAGAGUUCUUUCGAGAGCAUCCCUGGCCGGACCAGCACGAUGCUGCUGCUGAUGGCUACGACACGGAAGACGAAGAAGAUGACACUCCUGGUGGGCAAAGUCGAUCUACAACGCGAUACUGGACAGAAGAACUACAGCAGAGCUUCCGAGAAGAGUUGGAAAAGCUUGUAAUCCUGGACUACGUGAUGCGAAACACAGACAGAGGAACAGACAACUGGAUGAUCAGGAUAGAUAAGGACACGAACAAGGCUUCUAUCGUCAAGGAGCCUCCGAAAGAGAAUGGAAAUUUGGGCACAGAUGGCUAUAAUAGAAGAGAUGAGAGCAUGACGACAUCAAGAUCACCAAGUACUGGGUACGAUACAGCUACACCGAGAAUAGGUGCUAUUGAUAACUCCUUGUCAUGGCCUUGGAAACACCCUGAUGCUUGGAGAAGCUAUCCAUUUGGCUGGUUGUUCCUACCAGUCAGCUUAAUCGGGCGACCAUUCUCCGAGAAGACGAGGAGACAUUUCUUACCACUUCUCACUUCGAAAGAUUGGUGGAGUCAGACGCAAGUGAAGCUACGGAAAUGUUUUGAGAUUGAUGUCGAUUUCCAAGAGAAGAUGUUCGCAAGGCAAAUGGCGGUCAUGAAGGGCCAGGCCUGGAACGUUGUUGAGACACUCAAGACACCAGAUCACGGUCCUCUUGAGCUGACACGGAGAAAUCGAGUGCACGUGUGGGACGAUCUGGUAGACAUACCUGUGGCCGUACCGCUGACACGAGCGAGCGAGGAGAUGCGCCGACGAGCAGCAGCAAUGAAUGCCAUUGAUAACCAACGGCGCAUGGUGCCUUCCAACCCUAGUCAACCACGAGAUAUUGUCGAGGAAGAGGAGAUGGACAUUUCAUCGGCACUACAGCCGACCAACCCAGCACCGAACGGCGAUCUACUGGGCGUCACUGGCACUUCUCUUCCUGAAACAUCGAACCGCUUCAACCACUCUAGACAGAACUCCGCUCAAGACAUCCACCGACCAGAAGUCCAAAAGCUUACAUUCUCACCAUCCACAGCACGAGGCACACAAAGCGCGCAAAGACCUGGCGCGCCAUAUCGUUCACGAACGGGUGGCCAUCGCAGGAGUCACGACAUCCCCCGCAACAACUCCGCGUGGCAAUCACCUACAGCUACCAGACAUCAUAAUCGGACAUUCUCGCUCAGCUUCUCCGGCCGGAGAAACUCGAUGGCGGAUCCAAACUUUGAGGAUGAUGGAGAUUUGGGAUAUGCUGCGACAGCUGAGCGGGAAGGCGCUAUGAGGAAGGUCAUUGUGGAAAGAUUAGAGAUGGUGAAGACGAGGGCGCCGGUAUUCAAAUGGUGCUAA
Molecule: messenger RNA, 2205 nt
Organism: Pseudocercospora fijiensis CIRAD86
Lineage: Eukaryota; Fungi; Ascomycota; Dothideomycetes; Mycosphaerellales; Mycosphaerellaceae
Exons: 4
Biological process (GO): endosome organization; phosphatidylinositol phosphate biosynthetic process; Golgi organization
Cellular component (GO): fungal-type vacuole membrane; lysosomal membrane; plasma membrane
Molecular function (GO): 1-phosphatidylinositol 4-kinase activity
Source: RefSeq, a predicted model, not a curated record